AUGUAUCCUGGACGAAAGUACGAACAGCAAUACGGUGUAAAAUCCAAUAAUCCUGGUUAUCCAGGUUCUAAAGCACCUCCACCUCAACAACAGGCACCUCCACCUUUGCCACCUGGAUGGAUAGCUCUGUAUGAUCAUGCUAAUCAAGCAACUAGAAUUUCGCAAUGGGAACAACCUCCAUUAAAUCAACAAUACUAUAGUCCACCUCCACCAAACCAACAGUACCAUAGUCCACCUCUACCAAAUCAACAAUAUUAUAGCUACGUAAUGCAUCAAAAUCCGAAUAUACCUCCUCCUUCAAAUUAUGUAUUAUCAAAUUGUACUGGUCGUAAAAAGGCAGUUUUAAUUGGAAUUAAUUAUUUACAUACUAAAUUUGAGUUGAAAGGCUGUAUUAAUGACGUUCGCAAUGUAAAAAACUUCUUAAUUGAAUUGUAUGGAUUCAGAGAAGCUGAUAUGUGGAUCUUAACGGAUGAUCAGAAAGAUCCUGCAAGGAUUCCUUAUAGAAAAAAUAUUAUAGAUGCAAUGCGAUGGCUUGUACAAGACGCCAAACCAAACGAUUCUGGACAUGGUGGCCAGGUAGAAGAUCUUGACGGCGAUGAGGAUGAUGGAUAUGAUGAAACCAUUCUUCCGCUUGAUCAUGAUAAAAGUACUGGCGGUCAAAUAAUUGAUGACGACAUGCAUGCUUUAAUGGUGAGACCACUUCAACCUGGAGUAAGAUUAACUGCUAUUUUUGAUUCGUGCCAUUCUGGAACUGCUCUUGAUUUACCAUACAUAUAUUCUACACAAGGUGUAGUUAAAGAGUAUAAUAUUCUUUCCGAUGGGGGGAGUACUAUUAUGAAUGCUGGGAUGUCGUAUUUAAGAGGUGAUUUAAAUGGUAUAAAAACGAGUAUAGUGUCAUUUGGAAAGAAAGCUAUGUCUGGUAACAAGGUAGCAGAGCAAAAUAAGGUGAAUAAAUCAAGUCCAGCUGAUGUUAUUAUGUUUAGUGGAUGUAAGGACUCUCAAACGUCUGCAGAUGCUACUGAAGCCGGGCAAAACACGGGGGCCAUGUCAUACGCCUUUAUCACAGCAUUGAGGAGCAACAAACACCAAACAUACCAACAGCUCUUGAAUAGUAUCAGGGAUAUUCUUGCGCGAAAAUAUUCGCAAAAACCGCAACUUAGCACGUCCCAUCCAAUGCGUAUGGAUAUGUUUUUCACGAUGUAA
Cetraspora pellucida is the source of this 1203-nucleotide messenger RNA. The record is from the annotation of a GenBank genome assembly. NCBI's taxonomy places the organism in Eukaryota, Fungi, Glomeromycota, Glomeromycetes, Diversisporales, Gigasporaceae.